Messenger RNA from Amaranthus tricolor (Joseph's coat), 2780 nucleotides. RefSeq lists its product as uncharacterized. The transcript has a single exon. Gene Ontology annotation, biological process: regulation of transcription by RNA polymerase II. Lineage: Eukaryota; Viridiplantae; Streptophyta; Magnoliopsida; Caryophyllales; Amaranthaceae. Gene Ontology annotation, molecular function: transcription coactivator activity. The record is from RefSeq and is a predicted model, not a curated record. Gene Ontology annotation, cellular component: SAGA complex. The coding region runs from base 936 to 2162 and encodes 408 amino acids.
GACCGUGGAAGGGAGACCAAAAACAAGAAAGAGAAGAGAGAUAAACAAACCAAAGUAUAGAAGUGAGUAUUAUUUGCACUAGCAGCGAUCGAGGGUUGUAAAACAAAAUCUAAUUCCCUCUAUUCUUCAAAUAAAAAAAAAAAAAAAUAGACAUAAAACCCAGAAAAAUACAGAAAAAAAAAGAAGGAAAUGCAUUUGUGAGUAGAGAGAGAAAAAUAUAAGCUGGGUUUACUUCCAAAAUUUGCUGACAAUUCGAUUAUAUUUUGAAGAAAUACAAUCAUUUGAUUUUAUUCAGUCAAGACUCAACCUUUUGAAGCUGUUUGCUUGCCAGAUAUAUAAUAAGGUCAGAAACUGAUCAAAAAGGUUAAAUUUAUCAUUUUCUGGCAAUAUUACUUGUUACCCAUUUUGUAAAUUACUUUAAUUUAGGUUUUAUUAGUUGGGUAUUUUUGGGGUGGAAGAAAAAAGGGGAAAUUUUAAUCUUUAUAUGUUACACUUAAACUUAUCGAUCCUAGUAUUCAAAAGGGAAAUUGAAGGGUUCUUAGUUGGUUAAUUUUGAUAUUGAAAUGUGGGAUUUUGAGCAACGGUAUAGUUUGUUGCUUUACAGUUUUUACUGUUUAAAGUUGAGGUGUAGUAAGCUUUGUUGCUUAAUUUGGUGAUUUGAAUUUAGGGUUUUGUUUUCCGUACAGAUUUGAAUUAAAUUGGAGUUGAUUUUAGGGUUUGAGUAGUUUACGAAGCAAGUUAGAUCUCUAAUUGGGUAUUUUAUUUUCGAAAUUUAGGGUUUUGAGUAUGUGUUUAUGUAUUGCCAUUUUCGUUAAUUUGAUUAAGCUGUAUUAGCUGGAGUAAUGUUGAAAAUGGAGUUUGCUAAGAUUUGAAUUGGGGGGUUUGUUGUGUGGUUUGGAUUCUGUUGUAUGACUUUGUAGUUGUGACCCGAAAGAAUGCAGCCCGAAAAGAUUUCUCGAAUCGACACGAGUGAGCUCCGGGCUCAGUUGUUGAAGAAAAUUGGGCCAGAGAGGUUUAAGAGGUAUUUCUAUUGUUUGAACAGAUUUAUAAACCAGAAGUUAAGUAAGUGUGAGUUUGAUAAGUCGUGUUAUCAAAUACUCGGAAGGGAAAACCUUCCUUUGCAUAAUCAGAUUAUAAGGGCGAUUUUGAAGAAUGCUUGUAGUGCCAAGACCCCUCCGGAAGCGGGUUCAGCAAAGAUUGGUUUAUCAGCUGGAAAUAAUGUACCUGUUUUGGAGGAUGGGUACGGUCAGGGCGUGGGUGUCGCUCAGAAUCAGAGUUCAAUGGCUCCUGUUUGGUCUAAUGGGGUUGUUUUGCCUCCGUCUCCACGGAAGGUGCGGUCUGGGGUUCGAGAAAGGAAGCUUAGAGAUAGGCCAAGUCCUCUUGGGCCUAAUGGAAAAGUAGAUUCUGCAUCACAUCAAUCGACUGCGACUGAUGACGAUGGUUUUAAGGUUGUAGAAAAUGGGGAUUUGAUGGGUUAUGAUUAUCAACAGCGUUUGCAGCGGCCGGUAGGGCUCGCUGAGCAAUCGGAAAAAGAGAAGCUGAUGAUAAAAAGUUCGGUAGAUGUUCCAGGUAGUGUCCGAGGUAAGGAGCAGAAUGACGUUGUUAAGAAUGAGGAAGAGACGGAACAAACUAGCCGGCCAAAGGUAUCGAGAAGUCCUCUUGUUGCUCCUCUCGGGAUUCCAUUUUUCUCUGGUGGGGCCCGGAGAUCAUUGCCUGUGACGCACAUUGGCAAUUGCGUCAGCUGCUUUGAUAUCGCUGCGCUUUCUGAUAGUGACAUGCUUAGAAGGCGAAUGGGGCAGAUUGCGGCUGCUCAAGGUCUUGGAGGUGUUACGAUGGAGUGUGCUAAUACCUUAAAUAACAUGUUGGAUGUAUAUUUGAAACGAUUGAUCAGUUCUUGUUUAGAGUUAGUUGGUUCUAGAUCAACAAGUGACCCGAUGACGUAUGCUGUUCAGAAGCAGCAAAUUCAUGGCAAGCUUAUGAAUGGUCUCUGGCCGAGUAACCAUUUACAUAUGCAAAGUGGUGGUCCUCCUGUAGAAGAACAGAGAGUUCACUCUGUUUCUUUGCAGGAUUUCAAGACCGCGAUGGAGUUAAACCCUCAACAACUUGGAGAAGACUGGCCUUUGCUUUUGGAGAAGAUAUCCAUGCAGGCUUUUAAAGAGUAAGAUCGACGAGGAAUAUUUGGAUUUGCCUUGUGAUCCUAGUGGGUUGGACAUUCUGGCUCGAAGAGCAUGUCGAAUACGACUUGUUGCAACCAAUGAUGUCAAAUGUCAAUUGUCAAAUUUAUUCUCCCUAUGUCCUAUACCGGAUGACUCAUAUGGUCCUACCCAUUAGCUGCAGCGGGACCUUCGGAAGAUCAACCGAAGGUUUCGAGCUUGAGAUGUCUGUACAGAUCCUUAAAGAGUUUGUUCAUGAUCGGGGAUUUGUUUAGUGGCAACUAGUGAUCGAGUUCUCGAGAAAUGCCUUGUUGGGGUUGCCCUGUUGUAUUUUUAGCAUUCUUUUCGGCCGUCCUCUCCCUUAUUCAUGUAAUUUACUGCCAAGAGGAGAUAAUAUGGAAAGUUUUGCAGGGAUACUGUUGUUUAGCUUGGUAAGGUUAUAUUUACAUAACAUAAGAGCUAUAAUGUUGCUCUACUUGUGUUUUUGGAUUAAAGUUUAAUGCCAACAUGAAUAACAUAUUAACUUCUUGACAGCUUGUUGUUGUAGUUUGCUACUCUUACCUAUAAUCAUAGAUUGUGCUAUUGUCUAUAAAAGUCAGCAAUUUUGCUGUUUAUUAUUGGUUUACA